CCUCCCUCCAUUUUUCUUCACGUCUGGUUUUCCUCCCUCUCUCUCUCCUCUUUGUUUCUCUCGCUCUCUCUCACUUCUGUGAUUUGGGUUUCAGAUGGGAAAUGCGAACGUCAAAGAAGAAAACGCCGUCUCUAGCGUCGAUGCAGAUGCCACCUCAUCUUCGACGAGAUCCAACGGCGGUGAUCCUUCCUCCCGAAGUCGUCCUCGUCGUCCUUCCUCAGACUCUAUGAACAGUUCUCCUCCCGGAAGUCCCGCUCGAUCUCCAUCUCCUUUCUUAUUCUCUCCUCAGGUUCCCGUGGCUCCAUUGCAGAGGGCAAACGCUCCUCCUUCGCCUAAUAAAAUCCAAUGGAACCAGUCUCCAAGAGUUUUUGAUAAUCCAGGAGAGCAAGGAAUCCCUACCAUCAUUACAUGGAACCAGGGAGGUAAUGAUGUGGCAGUGGAAGGAUCAUGGGACAACUGGAGAUCAAGGAAAAAGCUGCAGAAAUCUGGAAAAGACCACUCAAUUCUCUUUGUCCUUCCAUCUGGGAUAUACCACUACAAGGUGAUAGUCGAUGGUGAAUGCAAACACAUCCCAGAUUUACCCUUUGUAUCAGACGAAAUGGGCAAUGUCUGUAACAUUCUCGAUGUUCAUAACUUUGUGCCAGAAAACCCAGAAAGCAUAGUGGAGUUUGAGGCACCACCGUCACCUGAUCAUAGCUACGGUCAAGCCCUCCCAACUGCAGAAGAUUACACAAAAGAGCCACUCGCGGUGCCACCUCAGCUUCACCUAACACUUCUUGGCACAACUGAAGAAACAGCCAUAGCCUCAAAGCCUCAGCAUGUGGUGCUUAACCAUGUGUUCAUAGAGCAAGGAUGGACUCCUCAAUCCAUUGUAGCUUUGGGAUUAACCCACAGGUUCGAGUCUAAGUACAUAACUGUUGUCCUCUACAAGCCGCUCACACGGUAAACCUAAAACCUAAAUCCAAUCCCACAACUUAUUUUUUCUUCACCUCUCAAAUGUGUGAAAACUCUCUUUUGUUCAUAGUGAGUGCCCAACAUUUCCGAGUUUAUUAACCUCUUUCUUCCCUGGUUUGGUGCUUUAUGUACAAAGCUUCUCAAUGUAACAAAGAAAAAAAAUGAGAUUUUCA
This is a messenger RNA of Eutrema salsugineum, 1127 nucleotides long. Its product is annotated as SNF1-related protein kinase regulatory subunit beta-1. The coding region runs from base 95 to 946 and encodes 283 amino acids. Gene Ontology annotation, molecular function: protein binding. NCBI's taxonomy places the organism in Eukaryota, Viridiplantae, Streptophyta, Magnoliopsida, Brassicales, Brassicaceae. The record is from RefSeq and is a predicted model, not a curated record. The transcript has 4 exons.